This is a messenger RNA of Rodentolepis nana, 837 nucleotides long. The record is from the annotation of a GenBank genome assembly. NCBI's taxonomy places the organism in Eukaryota, Metazoa, Platyhelminthes, Cestoda, Cyclophyllidea, Hymenolepididae.
AUGGAGUCUAUGGGUUAUGUUCAAAAGAAUGAUAGUUCUGAUUUCGAAUAUAAUCAGAAGACCUCCGGACCUGAAGAACUCACUUUCGAUUGUCAAAAACCUGACUAUAGCAUUUAUGGAAUCCUUAAUUUUCUUCAAAGCGAAUGGACUAAAAUGUCAAUUGAACGAUCUCGCUGGGAGUUCGAAAGGGCUGAAUUGCAAGCUAAAAUAACAUUUCUUCAAAAUGAGAAAAUUGGUUGUGAAAAUUUAAAAAGUGAUCUCGUGCGUCGUAUAAAGAUGUUGGAAUAUGCUUUGCAGCAGGAACGUUUUAAGAAUUUAACAUUUAAGAAUCCUCAUGGAUCUCGAACUGACAAUCUACUUAAAGAUGGAGACGUUUCAUGCAAAGCUGACGAAUUAAGUCAUGCUGAGCGUGUCCGUCUGAAGGAUUAUCUUACUCGAAUUGGCAUGAACAACCUUUCAAAUGAGAUGCGCGCAUUAAAGGUGAAGGAGUUGCUUGGCAUUCCUCUUGCUAAUGAAGAUACGGAAGCAGCUGAAAACGCAGUUACUGAGUUGCUCGACGGUGCACUUACCGUGAGAGAAAAACCUGUGGAUGAUGCUAAUGCGACUGAUGAAACUGCAAACGCACUCGCUGAAUUUGACCGGCUUGUUGCGCAACAGGGCGGUAGUGAAGUAGGGGUAGACUUCCUGGCAGAUUCCUUCUCUGUAGACAUUGUUGAACCUCCAAGAAUUUGGGUCUCUGGAGAUCAGUCGGCUUUUGUUGACCGACUAAAGGAACAGUAUCGUCUUGGUGAGUUUAUAUGCAUUGUUGUAAUUUUGCUUUUAUUAUUCCUAUUUUAG